This is a messenger RNA of Plectropomus leopardus (leopard coralgrouper), 2102 nucleotides long. It is a transcript of the gene atg14, whose product is annotated as autophagy related 14. Lineage: Eukaryota; Metazoa; Chordata; Actinopteri; Perciformes; Serranidae. Gene Ontology annotation, molecular function: phosphatidylinositol 3-kinase regulator activity; protein-membrane adaptor activity. Gene Ontology annotation, biological process: autophagosome assembly; cellular response to starvation; autophagosome membrane docking. The record is from RefSeq and is a predicted model, not a curated record. Gene Ontology annotation, cellular component: extrinsic component of omegasome membrane; phosphatidylinositol 3-kinase complex, class III; extrinsic component of phagophore assembly site membrane.
CAGGCGAAACCGGAAGUGGCGGACUCAUCGUUGGCUCAUCAAAACAAAAACAUCUGCGGGACUUUCAGCGCGUUUCUGCUCUCAGCGUUUAUGAAACGUGACGCAGAUAUUUGGGACAUUUUAACAGUCAGCUGACCGACAUGGAGACGUAGCGCGCGCUCAGCUCAGCGGCUAGCUCUGAUAGCGUUAGCAUUAGCUUAGCCGUUAGCUCCGUUAGCUCCAUGGCGUCCUCCGCGGGGCUCCCCCCGCUCGGCCCGGACCGUGCCGCCUCAUCCGCCGGCCCUCACCUCGGCGGGAGGCCGCCUCUCCGCCCCCACCACCCGCACCCCGCGCCUUCCGGCCCGGGCUGCGUGAUGGUGGAGUCGGUGGACGACGCGGAGGGGCUGUACGUGGCGGUGGAGCGGUGCCCCCUGUGCAGCACCUCCCGCCGCAGGCUCACCUGCGCCCGGUGCGUCCAGGCCGGGGACUUCGUGUACUUCGACGGCAGGAACACCGAGAGAUUUAUUGAGAAGUUGGAGCGACUGAAGAAGCUCAGAGAGGAAAAGGAGCAGCUGCAGCACAAAGUCAUCCGGGACAUGGACAGGAAGCUGCAGGCGGACGAGAUGAAAUGGAAGAUCAUGUCGUGUAAGAUGAAAAUCGAGCAGCUGAAGGAGGCGGUCGCCGGGGGCAACGAGGAGGUGAAGAGCGAUAAAGACCUGCUCCUGCGCUCCCAGGAGGAGAGCCAGCGGCUGCAGCGCCGGGCCGGGCGCCACCAGGAGAAACGGGACAAGAUCGAGCGCCACAACCGCCGUCUGGGCGAGCUGCUGGAGAGACGCAGCCGCGAGCUGCAGAGCCGGCUGAGCCAGCUGGCGGCGCUGAGACGGGAACACAUCCUGGAGCUCACCACGCACAUCUUCCCCACGCAGGAGGAGAAGCAGGGCAGCAGAGACCCUGCUGAUGUGGUGGCGGAGUGCGACCCAGCGCUGACCUCCAGCACGGUGAGCGAGCUGGCCGAGGCACGGAGGACCACCUACCUGUCGGGACGCUGGAUCUGGGACGACCAGAACGGAGAGACCAGCAUCAGUAUCACGGGGCCCCCCGUCACCCUGCCCAGCAACGGGGACUGCUCCGCCUACUACAGCUGGGUGGAGGAGAAGAGCACCAAUCAGGGCCCAGAGUUGGACCACAUCAACCCGGCCCACACCAUCAGCGCCGCUCUCUGCUACGCUACGCAGCUCGUCACCAUCCUGUCCCACAUCCUGGACAUCAACCUGCCCAAGAAGCUCUGCAACAGUGAGUUCUGUGGAGAAAAUCUGAGCAGAUAUCGAUUCACCAGAGCGCUGAGCAAACUCAACACCAACGUCCUGCACCUCUGCUUCUCCCAGCAUGUGGACAGUGAGAAGCUCCACCCUCAUCACACUCUGAGGAACAUCAUGUUUCUGGUUGCCCCCGACAACGACAACCUGGGCAGGACGGGACCGUUCGAGGUGAGCGCUGACCUGGAGGAGUCGAUGGAGUUUGUGGAGCCGGAGGCGGCGGGGCCGGCGGAGGAGAGCGGGGACGAGGCGGUGACAGACGAGGAGACAGACCUGGGGACGGACUGGGAGACGGUGCCCAGUCCACGAUUCUGUGACAUCCCCUCACAGUCCAUGGAUCUUUCCCAGAGUGCACUGCAGGUGUCUCAGCCGUCAGCGAACACAGGGGGGAUGAUCUCGUCGGCGGCGGCGUCCGUCACUUCCUGGUUCCGGGCGUACACCGGACAGCGCUGAUCUGAUCUGAGGUCUGCUCGCCACAAAGGGAAAAUUUCUGCUCUUAUCUCUUUUCACUUUUCUUCUUUGUUGGUUUUUAUUUGUCUGUUUGACGACAGACAUUUGUUACCACGGUGAUGAUGCCGCUUACAUAACCGCAGACUGAACGAGACGCCGCGUUCACAGGGGACAUCGGGUCUGACACCAGAACUGAAUCUGGUUUUGGUCCGUUUGAAGGAAGCGACUCUGUUUUCUUUCUGUUUUUGAAGCCUCGCGAGGAUCGAACGCCGACACCCGAUGACAGCGGGCGAAGUGUCACGUCGACACCAGAACUCGUUGGCUCUUCUUCGUUGGUACUUCUGUUGAAGGAAGAAC